GCCUAGCUUUCUGUAGGAUCGUUGAAGAACUGCAUUUGUUACACUUUCCACUUUCUACCAUAUUAUGGUAGAAAUCUGUUGUAGACGGAUUAAAAGAAAGCGCUUAUAAAUUCUAUUUUUUAAAUAGAAAUGACUGUUCUUGUUGUCAAUGGUUAGAUAUUAAGGGAUUUUAUAUAGUUAAGAACGAUCGAGUUUGCGUCCAGAAUCACGCGAUGAGACCCUUUCCACAACAUUCUGCAAAAGUUUCCGCUGCAGACUGUAUAGAAUAUACCGAUUUCUCCAGCUGCCCAGCUUAACAGCCUGGCAAAGUUAUUUCCCGCAAGUUUUAUUGCUGUUUGACUCCACGUUUAGUGUCUCGUGAACCAUGAGAGAUGUUUAUCUGGGCACCACUCACGAAUCCUAUUUAAGUUUGAAUGACAUCAUGGUAACCGAGGAGAAAAUCAGCUGUUCACUUCGGGUCGAUUUCGCGGGUCUCGGAUACAUCCAUCCUAAUAGUGCUUCUGGAGAUUUGCUUGCCACUCCGCAUCCAAAUGUAUUCACAGUCUUAGAUUUGCCGUUGUGGAUGGCGCAAGCGUUAUAUGACCGGAGACAUGUCGAAGUUCGUGUGCCUAAAGCCUACCAGGAAGAUGCUCGACGUAUUUUGAAGGCCGAUCCCGGUGUGGUUGAUCUACGUAAAGAAUGCACAGCUGGGGCGAAAUGGAGAUUCUCGGAAAAUUACUAUGCUUUGGGACUUUAUGUGAUACCGAUGUCAGUCAGGGACCGUACUGAGAUCCAGAAAUCAUUGACGGAUACUUUUAUUCAUCGAUUUCGAAAGAUUUUUGACUGGUCAAACAGCACGCAUCGCGACAUUCUUUCGCAAUACACAAAUCGACUGGACAGGUCGGAGGUGCAACUUCUUAAAACCGGAAAAGCCGAACAGACGAUGGUUGUUCAGUGGCUAGAGCGGAAAUCCAAGGUGUUAAAGGCUUCCACUCUGGUAAAAGAAAGUAAAACUACAAGACCACCGCCUAUGUUUUCUGAACGACAGGUUGUUAAAAGGGCGCGUGUCUAGGUAACCUUAUGUGAUAGUGCUGUCUCUUUGCUGGGUGCCCGUGAUUUGUAUUUUUUGUUGUUUUUAUUGCAUUUCUUGUAUUCUUAACGUCCUUUUUUGUGCCGGCAAAAUUGAUAAUCUGACACUGUACUUACUGAAAUCAGUGAUGAUUACCGAAAGUGUGUACAUUUAUUGUGUUGUGGUUAAUCUUGUGGAAAUUUACUAUGCUGGGAGUCUGGGACCCUGGGUUUUCAUACGUAAUUAGCUGUGAAGGCAACGUACGUAUCCAAAUUAUGUACUGUACCUCUUAAUUUUAAAUUGAAACUAUUCCAUGAUUAUUAAAAACAAAGGGAACUGUAC
Paramacrobiotus metropolitanus is the source of this 1390-nucleotide messenger RNA. Its product is annotated as DNA replication complex GINS protein PSF3-like. The transcript is spliced from 3 exons. Gene Ontology annotation, biological process: mitotic DNA replication initiation. Bases 365 to 1051 code for a protein of 228 amino acids. Gene Ontology annotation, cellular component: GINS complex. The record is from RefSeq and is a predicted model, not a curated record. Lineage: Eukaryota; Metazoa; Tardigrada; Eutardigrada; Parachela; Macrobiotidae.